CGGGACCAUAACCGGUCACCGUCGUCGCUGCCGCCGCCACCGCUGCCUCCCGAUACCCAGCGCCCGAGGCUCGGACCCGAGGCCGACGCCGGGCGCCCCGCCUCCUGCCCGCCAUGGCUACGCCCCGCGCCCCCAGCGCUUUGGCGGCCGCUGCGCCGGCGUCCGGAAAAGCCAAGCUGACGCACCCCGGGAAGGCGAUUCUGGCAGGAGGCCUAGCGGGCGGCAUCGAAAUCUGCAUCACAUUCCCGACCGAGUACGUGAAGACGCAGCUGCAGCUGGAUGAGCGCUCGAACCCGCCGCGGUACCGGGGCAUCGUGGACUGCGUGCGGCAGACCGUCCGCAACCAUGGCGUCCUGGGCCUGUACCGAGGUCUUAGCUCCCUGCUCUACGGCUCCAUCCCCAAGGCGGCGGUCAGGUUCGGAAUGUUCGAGUUCCUCAGUAACCAAAUGCGGGACUCCAAGGGACGGCUGGACAGCACGCGCGGGCUGCUGUGCGGCUUGGGCGCUGGUGUGGCCGAGGCCGUGGUGAUCGUGUGCCCCAUGGAGACGAUUAAGGUGAAGUUCAUCCACGAUCAGAAUUCCCCCACCCCCAAGUACAGAGGAUUCUUCCAUGGGGUUAGGGAGAUUGUUCGGGAACAAGGUGAGCCAUUCUGGGUCAAGGACCAUGACCAGUCUUGGGGGAGGGGGGACACCAUCCUUUCUCUGCUCACUCAUCCCCCUCCUCCACCCAGAUUCUACAAGGGCACUGUCCCCCGCCUGGGCCGGGUCUGCUUGGAUGUGGCCAUUGUGUUCGUCAUCUAUGAUGAGGUGGUGAAGCUGCUCAACAAAAUAUGGAAGACAGACUAAAUCCAGAGACUGGGGGGAACUCCCAGACGCUCCAGACCAAGCCCCACCACUGUGUCUCUUAUGAUUCCAGUGCAGUUGUGCCAAAAGGACCCCUUGUCCCUUGAGCUCCGUGGCAUGGUCUGUUUGUGGUGGCCAUGAUGUGUUUCAUAGUGUUGUGUCUCCCCUGUGGUCUGUUUGUAAUACCACCCUUGUGUCCAUGUGUCCAUGGCAAGUGCCCCUCUGGCCUGUGAAUCUGUGCCCUCUUAUUCAUGUGCUUACUCGUGAGCCAUGUGCUUGUGUUUCGUGUUCUGUGUCACAUGACCCUGUGCCCCACUACCCAGGGUGCCCAUGUGGCCUAGGUCCUCGGCCUUGUAGCCAUAUUCCGGUCACAGUCCGGUGCCUUCCACCCUGGGUGGCAGGAGCACCUUGCUCUGGCCUACCACAGCUGCCUCCGGGCUUCAGCCUGGCCUCGCCGCAUUCCAGGGGCUAUAUGCCCCCUGCUUCUCCCGCCAUUGGCCUUAAUUGGCCCUCGGGCCCUCCCUCCGCCCGGGACAGGGUGGCAUCUGCCACUCUCAGGACCACCCUGCCAAGGCAGAAUAAACUGGAUCCUGUUGUAGUCUCCUG
Dipodomys ordii (Ord's kangaroo rat) is the source of this 1448-nucleotide messenger RNA. It is a transcript of the gene Slc25a1, whose product is annotated as solute carrier family 25 (mitochondrial carrier; citrate transporter), member 1. Gene Ontology annotation, biological process: mitochondrial citrate transmembrane transport. The transcript is spliced from 6 exons. Bases 114 to 845 code for a protein of 243 amino acids. NCBI's taxonomy places the organism in Eukaryota, Metazoa, Chordata, Mammalia, Rodentia, Heteromyidae. The record is from RefSeq and is a predicted model, not a curated record.